This is a messenger RNA of Camelus dromedarius (Arabian camel), 7185 nucleotides long. RefSeq names its product amylo-alpha-1, 6-glucosidase, 4-alpha-glucanotransferase (gene AGL). Gene Ontology annotation, molecular function: amylo-alpha-1,6-glucosidase activity; 4-alpha-glucanotransferase activity. NCBI's taxonomy places the organism in Eukaryota, Metazoa, Chordata, Mammalia, Artiodactyla, Camelidae. Gene Ontology annotation, biological process: glycogen catabolic process; glycogen biosynthetic process. The record is from RefSeq and is a predicted model, not a curated record.
AAUUGUAAUUUUUGCGUCGGUCUUCUGCUAGAAGGGAGGAAACAAUUAUUAGUUUGCUUUUUCUGAUCUUAUUUAUAAGAGUCAUUCUUUCUCUUUGUUCUGCUAGGGUUAAAACAUUUAGAACAUGGCAGACACAUUCGAUUUCGGAGUUCUUUUAAUUCUUGUCAAAGGUUUCAAAUCCUCCAGAAGCCAAAAUGGACACAGUAAACAGAUUAGAAUUUUACUUCUGAACGAAAUGGAAAAGCUGGAAAAGACCCUCUUCAGACUUGAACAAGGGUUUGAACUGCAGUUCCGAUUAGGCCCAACUUUACAGGGAAAAGCAGUCACUGUUUAUACGAAUUACCCAUUUCCUGGAGAAGCAUUUAAUCGAGAAAAAUUCCGUUGCCUGGAAUGGGAAAAUCCAACAGAAAGAGAAGAUGAUUCUGAUAAAUACUGUAAACUUAAUCUCCAACAAGCUGGAUCAUUUCAGUAUUACUUCCUUCAGGGAAAUGAGAAAAGUGGUGGGGGUUACAUAGUGGUGGAUCCCAUUUUACGUGUUGGUGCUGAUAACCAUGUGUUGCCCCUGGACUGUGUUACUCUUCAGACAUUUUUAGCCAAGUGUUUGGGACCCUUUGAUGAAUGGGAAAGCAGACUUAGGGUUGCAAAAGAAUCAGGCUACAACAUGAUUCAUUUUACCCCACUGCAGACUCUUGGACUAUCAAGGUCAUGCUACUCCCUUGCUGAUCAGUUAGAAGUAAAUCCAGACUUUUCAAGACCUAAUAAAAAGUAUACCUGGACUGAUGUUGGACAGCUAGUGGAAAAAUUGAAAAACGAAUGGAAUGUUCUUUGUAUUACUGAUGUUGUCUACAAUCAUACUGCUGCUAACAGUAGAUGGCUCCAGGAACAUCCAGAAAGUGCAUAUAACCUUGUGAAUUCCCCACACUUGAAACCUGCCUGGGUCUUAGACAGAGCACUUUGGCAUUUAUCCUGUGAUGUUGCAGAAGGGAAAUACAAAGAAAAAGGAGUACCUGCUUUGAUUGAAAAUGAUCAUCAAAUGAAUUGCAUUCGAAAAAUAAUUUGGGAGGAUAUUUUUCCAAAGAUACAACUCUGGGAAUUUUUCCAAGUAGAUGUUCACAAAGCAGUUGAGCAAUUUAGAGGACUUCUUACACAAGGAAAUAGAAAAACAACCAAGCCUGAUCCAAAGCAGCACCUUAAAAUUAUUCAAGAUCCUGAAUACAGACGGCUUGGCUGUACAGUUGAUAUGAACAUUGCACUAGCAACUUUCAUACCACAUGACAAUGGGCCAGCCGCAGUUAAUGAAUGCUGCAACUGGUUCCGGAAGAGAAUUGAGGAAUUAAACUCAGAGAAGCAUCAACUCGUGAACUAUCAUCAGGAACAGGCAGUCAAUUGCCUUUUGGGAAAUGUGUUUUAUGAACGACUGGCUGGCCAUGGUCCCAAACUAGGACCUGUCACUAGAAAACAUCCUUUAGUUACCAGAUACUUUACUUUCCCAUUUGAAGAAAUGUCCCUGUCCAUGGAAGAAUCUAUGAUUCAUGUCCCAAAUAAAGCUUGUUUUCUGAUGGCACAUAAUGGAUGGGUAAUGGGAGAUGAUCCCCUUCGCAACUUUGCUGAACCAGGUUCAAACGUUUACCUGAGGAGAGAACUUAUUUGCUGGGGAGACAGUGUUAAAUUACGUUAUGGGAAAAAACCAGAAGACUGUCCUUAUCUCUGGGCACACAUGAAAAAAUACACUGAAAUAACGGCGACUUAUUUCCACGGAGUACGUCUUGAUAACUGCCACUCAACACCUCUUCAUGUAGCCGAGUACAUGUUGGAUGCUGCUAGGAAAUUGCAACCCAAUUUGUAUGUGGUAGCUGAACUCUUCACAGGAAGUGAAGACCUGGACAAUAUCUUUGUUACUAGACUGGGCAUUAGCUCCCUAAUAAGAGAGGCAAUGAGUGCCUACAAUAGUCAUGAAGAGGGCAGAUUAGUUUACCGAUACGGAGGAGAACCUGUUGGAUCCUUUGUUCAGCCCUGUUUGAGGCCUUUAGUGCCAGCAAUCGCACACGCCCUGUUUAUGGAUAUUACCCAUGAUAAUGAGUGUCCUAUUGUGCACAGGUCAGCGUACGAUGCUCUCCCAAGUUCCGCAAUUGUUUCCAUGGCAAGUUGUGCUAGUGGAAGCACUAAAGGCUAUGAUGAAUUGGUGCCUCAUCAGAUUUCAGUCGUUUCUGAAGAACGGUUUUACACUAAGUGGAAUCCCGGAGCAUCGCCGUCAAGUGCUGGUGAAGUGAAUUUCCAAAGUGGCAUUAUUGCAGCCAGGUGUGCUAUCAAUAAACUUCACCAAGAGCUCGGAGCCAAGGGUUUUAUUCAGGUGUAUGUGGAUCAAGUUGAUGAAGACAUCGUGGCAGUAACAAGACACUCACCUAGCAUCCAUCAGUCAGUUGUGUCUGUGUCUAGAACUGCUUUCAGGAAUCCCAAGACUUCAUUUUACAGCAAGGAAGUGCCUCAAAUGUGCAUCCCUGGUAAAAUUGAAGAAGUAGUUCUUGAAGCUAGAACUGUUGAGAGAAAUACGAAACCUUAUAGGAAGGAUGAGAAUUCAAUCAAUGGAAUGCCAAAUAUCACAGUAGAAAUUAGAGAACAUAUUCAGCUUAGUGAAAGUAAAAUUGUUAAGCAAGCUGGAGUUACCACGAAAGGACCGAAUGAAUAUAUUCAAGAAAUAGAAUUUGAAAACUUGUCUCCAGGAAGUGUUAUUAUAUUCAGAGUUAGUCUUGAUCCACAUGCACAAGUCGCUGUUGGAAUUCUUCGAAAUCAUCUGACACAGUUCAGUCCUCACUUUAAGUCUGGGAGUCUUGCUGCUGACAACUCAGAUCCUAUAUUAAAAAUUCCUUUUGCUUCUAUUGCUUCUAAAUUAACUUUGGCUGAGGUAAAUCAGGUGCUUUACCGAUGUGAAUCAGAAGAACAGGAAGAUGGCGGAGGAUGCUACAACAUACCAAACUGGUCAUCCCUUAAAUACGCAGGUCUUCAAGGAUUAAUGUCCGUAUUGGCAGAAAUAAGACCAAAGAAUGACUUGGGGCACCCCUUCUGUGAUAAUUUGAGAUCUGGAGAUUGGAUGAUUGACUAUGUCAGUAAUCGGCUUAUUUCACGAUCAGGAACUAUUGCUGAAGUUGGUAAAUGGUUGCAGGCUAUGUUCUUCUACCUGAAGCAGAUCCCACGUUACCUUAUCCCAUGUUACUUUGACGCUAUAUUAAUUGGUGCAUACACCACUCUUCUGGAUGUAGCAUGGAAGCAGAUGUCAAGCUUUAUUCAGAAUGGUUCUACCUUUGUGAAACACCUUUCACUGGGUUCAGUCCAGAUGUGUGGAGUAGGGAAAUUCCCUUCCCUGCCAUUGCUUUCACCUGCACUCACGGAUGUACCAUACAGACUGAAUGAGAUCACAGGACAGAAGGAGCAAUGUUGUGUGUCUUUAGCUGCAGGCUUGCCUCAUUUUUCUUCCGGUAUUUUCCGCUGCUGGGGAAGGGACACUUUUAUUGCGCUUAGAGGUCUACUACUGAUUACUGGGCGCUAUUUGGAGGCCAGGAAUAUUAUUUUAGCAUUUGCGAGUACCUUGAGGCACGGUCUCAUUCCUAAUCUCCUGGGUGAAGGAACUCAUGCCAGAUACAAUUGCCGGGAUGCUGUGUGGUGGUGGCUGCAGUGUAUUCAGGAUUAUUGUAAAAUGGUUCCAAAUGGUAUAGACAUUCUCAGGUGCCCAGUUUCCAGAAUGUACCCUACAGAUGAUUCUGCUCCUUUGUCUGCCGGCACACUGGAUCAGCCGUUGUUUGAAGUAAUACAGGAAGCCAUGCAAAGACACAUGCAGGGCAUACAGUUCCGAGAAAGGAAUGCCGGUCCGCAGAUAGAUCGGAACAUGAGGGAUGAGGGUUUUAAUAUAACCGCAGGGGUUGACGAAGAAACAGGAUUUGUUUAUGGAGGAAAUCGCUUCAAUUGCGGUACAUGGAUGGAUAAAAUGGGAGAAAGUGACAGAGCGAGAAACAAGGGAACCCCCGCCACGCCGAGAGACGGGUCUGCUGUGGAAAUUGUAGGCCUGAGUAAAUCUGCUGUUCGUUGGUUGCUGGAAUUAUCCCAGAAAAAUAUUUUUCCUUAUCAUGAAGUUACAGUAGAAAGACAUGGAAAGGUGGUGAGAGUCUCCUAUGAUGAAUGGAACAGAAAGAUACAAGCCAACUUUGAAAAGUUAUUUUAUGUGUCAGAAGACCCUUCAGAUGUCAAUGAAAAGCAUCCUAACCUGGUGCACAAACGUGGCAUAUACAAAGAUAGCUAUGGAGCUUCAAGCCCUUGGUGUGACUAUCAGCUCAGGCCUAAUUUUACUAUAGCAAUGGUUGUGGCCCCCGAGCUCUUCACUGCAGAAAAAGCAUGGAAAGCUUUGGAGAUUGCAGAAAAAAAACUGCUUGGUCCUCUUGGCAUGAAAACUUUGGAUCCAGAUGAUACGGUUUACUGUGGAACUUACGACAAUGCCUUAGACAAUGACAACUACAAUCUUGCUAAAGGUUUCAAUUAUCACCAAGGGCCUGAGUGGCUGUGGCCUGUUGGGUAUUUUCUUCGUGCGAAAUUAUAUUUUUCCAGAUUGAUGGGUCCAGAGGCUACUGCAAAGACUAUAUUUUUGGUUAAAAAUGUUCUUUCUCGACAUUAUGUUCAUCUUGAAAGAUCUCCUUGGAAAGGACUGCCAGAACUGACCAAUGAGAAUGGCCAAUACUGUCCUUUCAGCUGUGAAACACAAGCCUGGUCAAUUGCUGUCAUUCUUGAAACACUCUAUGAUUUAUAGUUGCCUCAUGGAUAUUUAUUACGUAUGCAAUCAAUUGUAUUGUGGAAUGCAAGGUCAUAAUGUAAUGUAAAUGCUUUAUAUGCACAAGCACAAAUCACUUAAAAAAUCUAAUUCAUGUACUAUUGAUACCCAAUUAGGUUAAGACUGUAAAACACUGGUUUUUCUUUCUUCUUUUUUUUUAAUGUACAGAGUAGCUUUUGAUUUGAGUCAAAAAGAAAACUUAUCAUUACCAGUGGAAUGUUUUUCUUUUGAAUUCAGGAAGUAUUCUUCAAAUGCCUAGAAAUAAAGAAUUUGAAAUCCAGAGUUUGAAAAAGAAAAAUCAUGUAAUCCUCUAUUUGUACAUAAGUGAAGAUGAAAUAUGAAAAUGUAAUAGUGAAAGAAAUGGAAAAGUAUCUUUGAAUUGCAGUAAAUUUUCUUCAGUAACAAUACAUACUAAACAGGCUAUGGUUAAUUAAUGUUCUCACCUUUUACUAUAGUAUUUCUAGCUGCAUUCAGUAAGUACUAGAUGAAUGCUGAAUCAUGGAAGUGUCCACCUACAAUAUAUGUUCAUAAAUGAAGCACAAAUGUUUAUAAUGUGCUUUUAUUUUUUUCACUGAAAUAUUAAUGUUUUUAAUAUAAUGAAUAUCAACAGUAUAUUUACAUAAUUUACUUGUGCUGAUGAUGCACAGGAUAUAUGAAAAAAUCACAGAGCAUUAGGAAUUUAUUUUAUAAAAACAGUUUUAUAAAAUUAGUCCUGAGUUCCAGUUUCAUACUGUGAGAUAGCUUACAUUUUCAAAAUGUAAAUUGUUGGGCAUAUUCAUGAGAAAUUUAAGGGAAAAAUGCCAUAUUAAUUUCUCUAAAACUUAACUAUUUUUAGUUUGUGUGUAAAAGUGUAUAGAUAACUGGCUUCCUGUGAACCAGAACCUACAUUGACAAGUUUAGCAUUGAGAACAAUCGUAAUAUACUAUAGAGCUAUGAAUUCAGUAGUUAUCUUGAACUCAAUAAAAUCAUUUGAAAAGUUUUUAAUAUUAUUUUAAGGUACCUUAAAUUUAGAAAAGUCAUAAAAGGAAAAAGGCUUUAACAUUUGUAUGAUUUGACAUUUUUGAAUAGUGCAUAUUUUCUAGAUGAAUUUUUUUUUCCGUUUUACUGUUUUUGUCUCAAGACAACACUUAAAUUAGAUCAUUAUACUUUCAGUUGAAAGAAAAUAGUUGCAGAAGUCCUUUUAUUACUAUAUAAUAUUAUUCAAAUAUUAGUAUAUUUAUAGUGAAAAUAAUGGUGCAGUAACACUUUCCUCAGUUAGAGGUCACAUACCUAACCACCUUAACUAUGAGGAAGGAAUAAAAAUAAAGGAGAAAAACAAAUAAACUAAAACUUCUGGGUAGUAAAAAUACAAAAAUGUUUCAGAUGUCAAAUACCCAUACUCGACCCUACUUUAGGAGUAGUUUUAAACCAGCUUGGUUUUCUGGUUUUCCAACCUAAAGCAGUUUAAAUCCUACAACUGUAAGGACAGUCAUGAUUAUAAUCUGACCACUGUCCAUAAAUGCAUUGAUUUCCAAGUUUCCUUUCCUUCUUCAUCGCUCAAUGUAUAAGCUUCUCUAAGCUGUGCAGUUAAAAAGAAUGACCCUUCUUGAGAGGGAGAACCAUUAGUCAUCCAAGAUUCACAGUUCUGUUGUUCUCAUUUAACUUCUAUGUUAAAGGUGGUAAGAAAAGUAACUGAAAAUCAACAUAUUUAACAAAAGCAGGAAUUAAUGGCUGACAGUUAAAUGUGAUAAAUAAGUAAAUGAAUAAAUUAAUGAAUUCUAAUAAAUAAAUAAUAUUAAGUUGACAAUUUUUAAAACAUAGCCAUAUUGGGGUUACCUAUAGUAGGGCAAAUAUCCACCUCAGAAAAUUUUUAGGAUAUUGUGUUGCACUAGAAAAUUAAGUGGUUCAUGUUCCUUAUUAGGAAUAUCAAUGAAAGAACAUUGUUAUAAUAUGCAUGGCCUGUUUUAAAGUUUAAGAGGCAAGUUACACAUUGUUUCAUCAAAGGUAGUUAAAAUAACCAGCUUUAGACUUUAGAGGGAUAAAUUGUUUGACUAAAAAACAUUUAAAUAGAAUGCUUCAUUCCUGAGUGAUGCUGGAUGAGGUACCAAUAUAUUACAUUUUGAGAAUGGUUCUGUGCCUGGGUUCUUCAUUAAUUCAAAUCAGUCUUACUCUUUAAUUUCAGAAAUUUGCCACUUUAACCAGUAUGCUGUGAUAAUUUAAUGUUUCAAAGAUAAUUGAGGAAACAUGAGACCUGUCAUCCUAUCUACGAACAUUAUAACCUAUGUGAAUUGUAUUUUCUGUUUCUCAUAUGUCUUCAACUGCUUAUCUAGUGGGCAAAUGUCAUGUUUAUGUCUGUGUGCCAAGAAAAUAAAAAUCUUUUCUAAAGGACUAUA